Hibiscus syriacus is the source of this 1332-nucleotide messenger RNA. Its product is annotated as auxin efflux carrier component 8-like. Gene Ontology annotation, molecular function: auxin efflux transmembrane transporter activity. The transcript is spliced from 5 exons. The record is from RefSeq and is a predicted model, not a curated record. Gene Ontology annotation, biological process: auxin export across the plasma membrane; auxin polar transport. Bases 83 to 1153 code for a protein of 356 amino acids. Gene Ontology annotation, cellular component: endoplasmic reticulum; plasma membrane. Lineage: Eukaryota; Viridiplantae; Streptophyta; Magnoliopsida; Malvales; Malvaceae.
GAGCAUACAUAAAGAGGUUCAUUUCCAAGGUUGAUAUUAAGAAAAAAGACCAGACAUUGUUGUUUAUAUCAGUGGUUUCACCAUGAUUUCCCUGGCAGAUGUUUAUCAUGUGGUGGCAGCCACUGUCCCUUUAUACUUCGCCAUGAUUUUAGCCUACGUAUCCGUGAAAUGGAUGAAGCUGUUCACCCCAGAACAAUGCGCAGGCAUCAACAAGUUCGUGGCCAAAUUCUCAAUCCCACUCUUGUCCUUCCAAGUCAUCUCCGAAAACAACCCUUACAAGAUGAACCUCAAACUCAUCCUCGCCGAUUUCCUGCAGAAGCUACUGGCUUUCCUCGUUCUGUUUGCCGUCACUAAGCUCACUUCCCGUGGCGGUUUGCCGUCGAUCAUAACCGGCCUCUCCUUAUCGACGAUGCCGAACACUUUAAUUCUCGGAAUCCCACUGUUGAGGGCCAUGUAUGGAGAUAUGUCGGCCACCCUUUUGGCUCAGAUUGUUGUUCUACAAAGUUUAAUUUGGUAUAAUUUGCUCUUGCUUUUGUUUGAGCUAAAUGCUACCAAAGCUUCCUCUGAGACCGUAGCAGCUGCUUCAGGGGACGAAGAGCACCCUGAAGAAGAACAAGGGAAAGAGGGAGGAGAAGAUGCGGCACAAACCAGAGCAAAGAAAUCCAAAGCAAAGCAGAUUUUCAUGACAGUGGGGAAGAAGCUAAUGACGAACCCAAAUACACAUGCAACCGUACUGGGACUUAUAUGGGCAAGCGUUCAAUUCAGGUUGGCUUUUCAAUUCCCUGCCAUUGUUGAAAAAUCAAUAGCGAUACUAUCAAGUGGAGGACUUGGCAUGGCGAUGUUCAGCUUAGGUCUGUUCAUGGCAUCACGGCCAAGCAUAAUAGCCUGCGGUAUUCGAAUGGCAGCCGUAGCGAUGGGGAUGAAAUUCAUGGCCGGACCAGCUCUAAUGGCAGCAGCGUCUACCACCCUCGGACUUAAAGGCAGAUUAUUGAGAGUGGCAAUCGUGCAGGCUGCUCUCCCUCAAGGAGUCGUUCCAUUUGUUUUCGCCAAAGAGUACAAUAUUCAUCCUGAUAUAUUAAGCACAGGGGUAAUCUUCGGUAUGCUCAUUGCCUUACCUGUGGCAUUGGUGUACUAUCUUCUUCUAGGAUUUUGAAGAAAAAAAAUUCCUGGAAAAUGCUGCAAUUUUUUUUUCCAGAAUCAGUAACCAGACAUCAAAUUCUGGGAAAGUUUCAUAGAUGGAUAUCAUAUACUUGUAGACGUCCAAUUCAGUUUCUGAAAAUUGUUUGACAUUGUUGAUUGUUUCCUGGGGGGGAAACCAUCAUUUAUACAAGU